Molecule: messenger RNA, 1200 nt
Organism: Peniophora sp. CBMAI 1063
Lineage: Eukaryota; Fungi; Basidiomycota; Agaricomycetes; Russulales; Peniophoraceae
Source: the annotation of a GenBank genome assembly
AUGGGCAAACAACGCAAAGGGACCCAGUCUCACAAAGCUUACAAGCCUAGAGCUGGCGAGCUGUUCAAUGUGAUCUUGUCGAUGCAAUACCGUGGAAGAAAAGCCGACGACUUCAAGCCUUUGUCCUUUUCCUCUGCGCAGGGCAUUCAACAAGCGAUCCGCGCUCUUGAACUGGAAGACGACCUUAGAGACAUGGGACUACCCAGACUCAAAGGGGUGGACUGCAUAUCCAGAUCUUCGUUUGGUAACCCAUUCACGCUCGAGAUCCUGUUCCCAGACUGCGAUGCAGGUCAGCCCUCUGAGAUGUCGUUCCACUCGUUCUACAAACGCUAUUCGGAGGACCCGCGCGCGCUGGAAUAUAUGGACAUCAAGAGCAUAUAUAUAUACUUUCUCCCACGAACUAGGACAAGGCUCGAUAGGUCUUGCUACGCUCCAUAUGUCUUAAAUCGACCGAAGGAUGGGUGGAAAGCUUGGGAUCCAGAGAAGUACUCGAAUGUGAACGGCUAUCUUGUCCGCAGCGGUCUGGAUCUCACACCUUCUGGACGCAUACGUGCUCAAUCACCCUCCUCCGCUCGUCACGAGAGUCCGGAUACGGCACGCACUCCCAGGGAAGGACCUUCUUCAGGGUCUUUGGCACGCUAUGCAAGUGAUUUCGGCACGGCUGGAAACCAGCCCAGUAGCCCAAACGCCACUGUUGACCCGAGGACGCGCCCUCUGUUGCCCAUCACUUCCUCUUUAGCAGAGCAGACUCCGCCACUUGCCGCGACCGCGAUAUCGUCCGCGUCAACAUCUAUCGCAGACGCUAUACAGUCGUUCUCAAAGCUCAUCACUCAGAAGGCCAUGACAGCUGAGAGUCCGAUAGCGGCCCUAUCAUCUAUACCUCCUAUUACGGAUGUACCAACAUCUAGCGAAUCUGAUCCGAACUGCAGUACUGAACUCGAUGGCUUGAGAGCCGAGCUGCAACAGAGCUCUACGCAGCGCGAUCUGCAGCGCAUCCGCAUACGAGAGCUCCAACAAGAGCUUGCAACUGAACGGGAGGUGCGACUUAAAGUGGAAGAUACUCUUCAAGAGGAACGCGAACUAUUAGCGACCGAGAGGAGGAGGCUAGACGAGGCGCAACAAGAAUGCCAAGCACGGUUUCUUGCCCCCGCACUCUUAGACGCUUUUCUAGGUGCAACAGUUAUGGCACACUCUGUGUAG